Monodelphis domestica (gray short-tailed opossum) is the source of this 1627-nucleotide messenger RNA. RefSeq names its product olfactory receptor 1G1. Gene Ontology annotation, molecular function: G protein-coupled receptor activity; olfactory receptor activity. Gene Ontology annotation, biological process: G protein-coupled receptor signaling pathway. Gene Ontology annotation, cellular component: membrane. NCBI's taxonomy places the organism in Eukaryota, Metazoa, Chordata, Mammalia, Didelphimorphia, Didelphidae. The record is from RefSeq and is a predicted model, not a curated record.
UGCAAACCAUAAAGCACUAUGGACAUUUUGUUCAUUUCUGGCCUAUGAAUCCAUGAAUCCAAUGAUAUAAAGAAUUCUCAGUGAGAAGAGUCCUACUGCCAAUAUAUAGAGAGCAGCAACUAUUCUGAAAUUUGAAAUCUUAAAGAGAUGCCUAGGAAACAGAGAUGUUAAGGGACUUGCUCAAAAAAGUUAAUAUGUAUCAAAGUUAGAAUUUGAAACUAAAACUUCCUAAAUCUGGGAUAAGCUGUCUAUCCACUAUACCAUGCUACCUAUAUGUGAUGGAAAUAUGGUUUAUUUUUUUUAUUAUUAUCAUUAUCAGAAUUCACAUUAUCCUGGGAAUCUUGUACUUGUUCAAAGACGUAAUCUUGUCAGAUUCACAUAUUGGCAUUAUGCUCCAUUUUCAAAGUGACCAUUCCAGAGGCCAAAAUUCUUGAUGGAAGUUCUACCAUCAUCUAUAGGUUUCUAUGUGUUAGCCAGACUCCCCUCCAAUCAGUCUUUUUCAGGUGAUGGGAAGGGGGAACACAACCAGCAUCUCUGAAUUCCUCCUCCUGGGACUCUCUGAGCAGCCAGAUUAUCAGCUGAUCCUCUUUGGACUAUUUCUAAUCAUGUACCUUGUCACCAUGUUGGGAAACCUGUUCAUCAUACUGGCGAUUGCCUCCAACUCCCACCUCCACUCUCCUAUGUAUUUCUUCCUGGCCAACCUCUCCUUCAUUGAUAACUGUUUUACUUCCACUACAGUCCCCAAGAUGCUGAUGAACAUCUGGACCCACCACCAAAGCAUCUCCUAUGCUGGGUGCCUCACUCAGAUGUAUUUCUUCAUGACCUUUGCCCUUCUGGAUGACUUCCUCCUUGCUGCCAUGGCUUAUGACCGCUAUGUGGCCAUUUGUCUUCCUCUCCAUUAUACCACAGUCAUGAGUCCUGCACGCUGUGUACUGCUAGUGACAAUAUCCUGGCUCUGCUCCCACCUCAUUGCCCUCUCCCUCACUCUCUUUAUGACUCAGUUCUCUUUUUGUGGAUCCCAUGUGAUCCCCCAUUUCUUCUGUGAUCUCCUACCCCUUCUAAAGCUUUCCUGCUCGGAUACUGACACGUUUCAGGUGGUGAUGUUCAUUGAUGCUGCCCUGGCUGGUUUGGUCCCAUUCACUUGCAUUUUGUUCUCCUAUGUCCACAUUAUCUCCACAAUCUUCAGAGUCCCUUCUGCCGAUGGGAAACGUAAAGUCUUCUCCACGUGUGGCUCCCACCUUUCUGUGGUCAUUCUCUUCUAUGGGACUGUCAUCCUAGUGUAUUUAAGGCCCUCGUCUUCCUAUUCAGCAGAGACAGGAACCAUCGCAUCUGUGAUGUAUACAGUAGUGACUCCAAUGCUGAAUCCCUUCAUCUAUAGCCUGAGGAAUAGGGAUAUAAAGGGGACUCUGAGGAGGCUACUCAGCAAAGGAAUGAUUUCCUUUUGGUGAAAUGCCAUAACCCUUAGCAGAAACUCAGGGACCAGGAGAAGAGCAUUCACCCUGUGUCUUCUCCUAAUGACUCAUGCUAAUAAAGACAUUUUGGUUUGAUAGUCAAGUGGCCCAUUUUUCUUUUUGUAGAAUGUCUUUCAGAAACUUUAUGGAUGUAACUUCUUUAAUGACUCAAGCAU